AUGCAUCCAACUGAAGUUUAUCUCGAAGGUGCACUGCUUCUGGAGAAGCUAUGGCGCGAGCCUACUCCAGACAAUUUACACUGCUUGUCAUGUCAAGAGCCAUUCACCAGCGGCGUUCUAAUGCGGACCUUUCGCAUGGUAGCAUCAGAUCAUGAACAAACGGGGUACAGUAGCAAAGUACCUACCCGUCACGCCACCAUACUCUUCUUCGAUCGCCAUUUCAGUUGUGUGGUAGACAACAAAAUUAAGUUCUCUGCAGUAAGCCAUGUUUGGGACCCAAGCAUCUCCAUGGCCCAACAGCAGCGCAAGACUAUACCACAGACUGAAGAGGCCGCCCGCAAAGUCGUGGAUAUAUCGUUCAAUGUUUACAAUGGCAUCGAGAAUUCUGGCCAAGAAGCUGGUGAAGUCUGGCUCGAUUAUUUGAGCGUACCUCAAUGGUGCGAUACGCUGCGAGAUGGUAUCAUUUCCAUUAUGCAUGAACUCUUCUAUGUCGCAGAAACCACCAUUCUCCACUUGGGCGACAUAAGCCCAGAUUCAAUCCAGCAUCUCUACUCCGAAAGCCGGACUGAUGAGCGAUUGGAUGCUGUUGUUAAAGUUUGCAACUCAAAAUAUUUCUCGCGUAUCUGGACAGCAAUGGAGCUUAUCAGAAGUGGUCGUGUGAGAAUGAUGGUUGGCACAGGCAACUAUCUCGCCAACAAUGACGAUGCAGCGUUCAUAGACCGUCUCUAUGCAGUUUGGGUCGACGAGACCAUACAUCAUAGAUUUGUACAUGUCUUAGAGAGAAAGGUAGAAAUGGGGAAGAAUCGUGUCCCCUGGAGUCUCGGUCUAUCAUCAGUGCGAUUGGCCAAGUCCCUCAGAAUGGUCAACUUCGCAAUGGGUUCGGCUCUCCUUUGCAAGAGAGGGUGCAGAGACCGCAUGGACUUCCUUCACGCUUUGAGAGGAAUCGUUGUUCCAGUAGGUCAUUCGAGUGUGGGUGGCUCAGAUUUCAAGACGGAGUAUUAUCGGCUUGCCUGGGAGUGCCUGAAGCGGCACGAUAUGUCUCCUCUACUCAUGACGCCUUACAUGGGAGCAAUUGAAGUUCGGGGGCCGGGUCAUUGGUCUGAGUUUGCCAACUGCGAUGUUUUCACUUGGCAACUCGAGCACGAGACUGCGCCUCCGGUUUUUAGCGAAGAGCUUUGUUUCGACGCUACUAACUAUCUUAUUUCCUUACCGCUCGUGGAGAUUGGCAUCGUAUCUAUCAUCAAACAGCCAGUACAUGGCGAGCAUCCGAUCCACUUGUCAAGAUUGUCCAAUACAGCCAAGGUUGUGCUAGACAUUGAAGGGCCUGAUCUUCAAAGCUUUGUCGCAGGUAUGGAACGGACACACGGAUCAAACCCGCCAAUAAUUAUGGACCAUUUACAAGAGACAAACCAAACAGAGCGUCUUCAGCAAGCUCUGACAAGUAUUUACAACCAAUCCCAUCUAACACGCUGGCCAAUGAAAGGUGAGUACAACGUCGAAUGGCUUGCAGAAGCAUUAUACUUGUCCAAACCUCGACCUGGGUCCAGUGAAAGUAUUUUGGGUGUGAAUAUGGCCGGCGACGGAACUUCGCAUUGCCACCCAUAUGAUUAUACCUUCGGUAUAACUUGUACAGGCUGUCAUAGGACGUUCGCCUACAGAGCUGGUGGUUUUAUCCUGCCAAGCGACAUGCGAGGAGCAAUGGCGUAUCGUAUUCCGAAUCUACAAUAUCACCUGACGCAGAAGAAUGCAGUAGCGGUCUUUGUUAAAGGAAAACGCGUUGUUGGACGGAUGAUUUGGGCGAAGCCAGCGUGUGCGUGUGAGAAGUUGUCGACGGUGACGGUGAAGAUGCCUGAGCUUUUUCUUCCCAAGCGCUUCUCAAUUAACCACUGA
Molecule: messenger RNA, 1890 nt
Organism: Fusarium coffeatum
Lineage: Eukaryota; Fungi; Ascomycota; Sordariomycetes; Hypocreales; Nectriaceae
Exons: 1
Coding region: 1-1890 (629 amino acids)
Source: RefSeq, a predicted model, not a curated record